This is a messenger RNA of Malania oleifera, 678 nucleotides long. RefSeq names its product large ribosomal subunit protein eL37z. Bases 176 to 463 code for a protein of 95 amino acids. The transcript has 4 exons. Gene Ontology annotation, cellular component: cytosolic large ribosomal subunit; ribosome. Lineage: Eukaryota; Viridiplantae; Streptophyta; Magnoliopsida; Santalales; Ximeniaceae. The record is from RefSeq and is a predicted model, not a curated record. Gene Ontology annotation, molecular function: structural constituent of ribosome; RNA binding. Gene Ontology annotation, biological process: translation.
GCCCAUCUGUCAUCUAUUUUCAAUUUUUAUUUUGUUUUUUACAUUUAAUUUUAAAGCUUCCCAAAUCACAACCCUAAACCCUUUCCUUCACUCAGUCAUAUAAAAGCUCUCUGCCCCGCGGCGUCCUUUUCUCUAGCAAAGGAGCUGCCAAGCUAGGGUUUCUGCAGCUGCUCCAAUGGGAAAAGGAACAGGGAGCUUUGGGAAGAGGAGGAACAAGACCCACACCCUCUGUGUGAGGUGUGGGCGCCGCAGCUUUCAUCUCCAGAAGAGCCGAUGCGCCGCGUGUGGCUUCCCAUCCAGCCGUAUCAGGAAAUAUAACUGGAGUGUGAAAGCGAUUCGAAGGAAGACGACCGGAACUGGGCGUAUGAGGUACCUCCGUCACGUACCUCGCAGAUUCAAGAGCAACUUCAGAGAAGGCACUCAAGCUGCACCAAGGAAGAAGGGAGCAGCUGCUUCUUCUUAAGGGGAAGAAUGUGAGUUCUUGGAAGAUUUUGGGUACUACAUCUUAAUAUUGGUCUGCAUGAAGCAUCCUUGUCUUGGGAACAUUAUGCAUCCAGCGUCAGACAUUUGUUUAAAAAAUUUUCUUUCCAUUUGACUUGUAGCUUCUUUAAAUUGGAACAGUGAUUGAGGAGGUUAUUGUUAAUUUAAGUUUUGAUUUGCUUGAUGUUUCCUUGAAAA